This is a messenger RNA of Papilio machaon (common yellow swallowtail), 1011 nucleotides long. RefSeq lists its product as uncharacterized. The record is from RefSeq and is a predicted model, not a curated record. The coding region runs from base 1 to 1011 and encodes 336 amino acids. The transcript is spliced from 2 exons. Lineage: Eukaryota; Metazoa; Arthropoda; Insecta; Lepidoptera; Papilionidae. Gene Ontology annotation, molecular function: catalytic activity.
AUGCAAAAUAAAUCAAAAGCCAAUAAACAAAAUAGCAGGGAGGGAGUAAACUGCCGGUAUCACGCACUUCAAAUAAACCUACAAAGAAGUCAAACAGCCACGACAGAAUUAAUAAUAGAAGCAGAAAAAAGAAAAAUAACAUUUGCAAUAAUCCAGGAGCCCUACGUUGGAAGAAUAGGAGAAAUAAAACAAUACAAAGGGGUCAGAGUGCUCCAAUGCGCAAGAAAAACUACAGAUACAGUUGUCAAAUCUGUCAUAAUUAUAUUUAACGACACCAUCAAUAUCUCCCAAUACCCGGCUCUAACGACUGAGAACUUCGCAGUGACAAAGCUGAGAACUGGAGCCUGGGAGAUAGGAGUGGUGUCUGCGUAUCUGGAAGGAGAUAAACCACUAGGGCCCUAUCUUGAAACAAUAAAACACGCCAUACAAGGAUUAGGAACAAAAAGUGUGAUAGUGGCAGGAGACGUAAACGCUUGGAAUACAUGGUGGGGAAGUAGGGAAACAAAUGAAAUAGGAGAGGAGAUAGCAGCAUUUCUAGAUCAACACGAACUACACAUAUUAAAUACAGGAACAGAACCCACCUUUGAUACAGUACGCGGAGACAGAAGGUACACCAGCUGCGUCGAUAUAACCACCUGCUCCACAACCCAUCUCGGACGAAUAGACUCAUGUCACCUAGAGAAAGAAAUGAUAAACUCGGACCACUUGGCAAUAUCAUUCGUAUUAAAAUUAGAAAAAUCCAAAGACAGCAUAACCAAUAUAUGUGAGGAUAUAUUUAGAAAAAUACCUAAAAAGAAAACCAUGACAUUGCCAUGGUGGACCGAAGAACUGGCAAACGAAAAGAAAGAACUACUACAAAAAAAGCGCAGAAUCUCAUGUGCAGCGCCUGUUCGAAGAGAAGGAGUGGUGAAGGAAUACCUUCAAGCGAAAGAGGAAUAUGAAAAGGAAAUAACAGCCCAAACGAUCAGCUGGAAGGACUUCUGCACAAAACAAGACGGGGAAUCCAUGUGA